UGCACAGCCUGACUCCUGCGCUGCUCCUCAGUCCGACACUUUCUUUCUGUUCCGCCGCCGCGCAUAGCGAUACGCACGGUGCAUUUACCUGUGCGCACUGUGGGCGGUCCACAGUGGGAGGAAUAUUUCACUCCCCUUGUCCACUCCCCUCAUACACACACACACACACACACAGAGAGAGAGAGAAACUUAGUGCAGACCUGAUCGAGGAGCAGAGGUGAGAUCAGAGGAGAGGGAGAGAGACAGAGGCGGUCGCAAACGUCUGUGUGAACUGAGCUGAAGUUUCUUGGCUCAUCGGAGAAUAAAGGAAUAAUCUGGAGGUGCUUUUGCCCCACGCUGCGCUCUUGUGGAUUUUUUUUUUCGGAAGAAUGGCGAGAGAUUACGCAUCGCGCUGUCCGGUGUCUCCGCUCAGACACACUGUCCUGGUGGCGGCGGUGAUUCUCCUUGUGGCACAAGGUAUCGGGGCCCAGAAAGUACGAGUGGAGGAGGAGCUGGAGGCGUAUCCCACAGAGUCAGUCGACCUACGCUGCCAAUUCAUCGACGGGGGAGGCCGAACCAAACUCACACAGGUGUCUUGGAUAUGGGAACCUUCUGAUGGCAUCCGGGACAACAUUGCCGUGUACCACCCACACUACGGGCAGAGUUUCCCCAACUCGGCUUUCAAAGACCGAGUUGUCUUCCUGCACAACAGCCUGGAGAAUCCGUCCAUCCGGAUUUCUAACCUGAAAAUGUCCGACGCCGGCCGCUACACCUGCGAGUACGCCACCUAUCCGUCCGGGAACGAGCAAGGCACGACCACCCUCGUCAUGCUCGCCAAGCCUAAGAACUCAGCCAAAGUGGUGACAGUCCAAGCCGGCACCAAAUCGGUGGUGGUCGCCCAGUGUGAGGCGGCAGACGGCAAACCGGCCGCGACCAUCAAGUGGCUGGCGUCGGUCGGUGGCAACCACUCAACCAGCACCACCAACGGGCCAGAUGGGACAGUGACAGUCCGCAGCGAGUAUCGUCUGGUUCCCACGCCGAUGGACGACGGCAGAGAGGUGACCUGCAGGGUGGAGCAGCGGACACAGGAGCAGCCGUGGGUUUAUCCCGUCAAGCUUUCUGUAGAGUAUCCUCCCUCUGUGUCAAUAGAAGGCUACGACCACAACUGGUACGUCGGCCGCUCGGAUGCCGAGCUCCUGUGCAUGGCCAACGCCAACCCGGCGCCCACCACCGUCACCUGGACUGCGGCGUCGGGCUCGUUGCCGGACACGGUGGUGGUGGACGGCAACAAGCUGACGGUGAGGAAAGUGGACGACGCCGUCAACACCACCUUCAUCUGCGAGGUCAAGAACAAGCACGGGGCGAGCAGGCACCAGAUCACCACCAUCGUCAUCGAAGAGCGGCGGCCGGUCACUCCGGGCCCGUCCACGGGCGCGGUCAUCGGUGGCAUCCUGGGCGCCCUCGCCUUCAUCGGCAUCAUCAUCGGCGUCAUCUUCUACGUCCGCAAGCGGCUGGAGGACGACGAAGGUCCACCCAAGCACAGGCCUCCUCCACCUGUGAAGGCGGGCAGCUCCACAGAGAUGCUGAACAAACCGUCAGCUCCUGCCACAGAGAACGUUCCGCUUAGCUCGAGGGAAGUUUACUACGAGACCACAGGGCCUGUCACGAACCUGGACGACGACAUCAGCGGUGCCCUGAACGGCGGCGCCCCCCCGGUCCUGGACGACAUGGUCAGAUACGACGACGACGACGAGUUCAAAGACGAGUUUGACCCGUCCAACCACGAGCUGCCGCCGGCCGCCAACAUCUCCCGCGGCGAGAGCUUCGUCUCUCCCGCCAUGUAUGUGUAGCCGUGGGCGACCACGGCAACACGUCACGGGCACAUGGGCAUGAGUCUCCAGGUCACCUAAAUCUGCAUGAAAAGCAAAAAAACUAAAAAAAAAGCCGAGCACACGUUAAAAAUUAUAAAUUGUAUUAUAAAUUCUGACUAUUUUAAAUUUCUUAACUUUCACAUUAUGACGCUUUAGCAUCAGGGGUUUAUUUUUUACUUAUGAGACUCAUUUAUGGGGAAUUAUGGCGUGAAAUGUUUAAAAAAAUAAUUCUGGGGUCUAUAGAGGAAUGGGUGUUCACUAAUGGUAGUUUCUGAUUUGGUUUUUUUUUAUUUCUGCAAACCGAUGGGUCACGCAAAGUAUUACAUUUGCGAAGAAAUCAGUGAAAUUAAGUGUAAUUUUCGUGGUGCGCGCGCACACACACACACACACACGCAGAAGUGGAUGGUUUCUAAUGAGCCGCACAGCCAUUGAAAUCAUACGUGCGUUACAUAUGAUGAGGCGGGGGCUUUUACACACUUUCACAUGAGGGUGAAAGGUGUUUUGGUAUUGUAGGUGAACUGGAACGCUCCCCGCAGCUACUUCACACACACGAUUUAGUCUGUGUGACGCGUUUUGAAUCAAUUUCCACCAAAAAAAAAGAAUCAGCACAACAGCAGCUUUUUCUUUUCUUGUUUUUUUUCCUCCCCCUGUGAGUUCAAUUUGAAAUAUGACAUGCAACAUUUUGUGCCAUUAAAAACACACAUCAGCAAUUGUUUUUAUUAUUAUUAUCUGAAGCUGCAGGUCCAGGGUUUGAAAAGUGAUUUGAACUUUAAAUUUGGAUAAAAGGAACGAAACAUGAGAAAGUUUGAAGUCUGAACCCCAAUCAUCUGGCUCUGCAGGCAGCUUCAAAUAAUCCCUUAACUCCUUUGAAUAAUCAUUAAAAACAACCCUCCCCCCCACUUUUUGACAAGGCUACCAUCCAAUAAUCCAACAUUCCACUUUAUUAAAAGCCUCAUCUUCUCCAGCGACCGCCGGCAUGUUUGCGGCCGCUCGUUAGCGUUAACGAAGGGGAAGUGACAUCGCUCCGACUCUGCCGUAACCUGGCAACGUGGCGUGAUUAAGAUUCCACGAUUCGUGUUUGCGGUUGUUAAUUGCGUGUCGUGCAGGUGGAGGUCAGUUCCCUACAAAGCACACACACACACACACACACACACAUUCAGCUCUCCGGUAACAAACCACACCACACUGAGGAAGAAAAAGCAUCAUAAGAAGUGUUUGUUUGUUAAAAAAAUGUCCAGCACAUAUCAGAAAAAUACUGCCAUUACGGCCAUUUUAACAGAUAGGAGUGGUCGAACGCUCUGAUAUAUGCGGGACAUUUCACCCAUUUUGUAUUUUAGCCAAAAAACAACAAAAAGAAAACAACCAAUGCCUGACGGAAUCAAAAAGUGGUCUUUAUCGAUGUCAGAUGGUACCAAAUGGUGAACAAUGUAAAUAGUAUUGAUAAUAUUGAUUAAUAAUAUAUUGUUAGUGACAUGUGUACACAUAAAAAAAACAAAAAAAACAAGCAAAGUGUCGGUGUGUUAUCAGUGCCUCUGUACAGGGGAUGGAAGUGUGUUAAGUGUCAAAUUGAGCGACUUAAAAUGACGUGUAUAUGACUAUUUUACUUUUCACUGGUGCACAGCGGUCGUCACUUCAUACUAAUAUAUUUUAUUUGAGUAUAUACAGUAUAUGAAAAAAAGAAAACAACAUAUGAAAUGGUGUGGGCUUUUUGCUCCUUGUUCAUAUUACUCUGCAUGGCAUGAUCGGUGGCUUGUUGAAACACUUUUCCCAAGGCUGUGUGUGCGGAAUAAUCUCUCUCUCUCAUUUGUAAAAGCAUUCUUGAAUGUCAAAAAGACAGUUGAGGUUUUUUUUUUUUUUUGCUUCAUCUCCCAUUUCAAUGCAUCUGUCACAGUCGCGCACAACAUGAGUUCAAUUUUAGUUGAGAGAGUGGAGGUGCGGGUUUUUGACAGGCCUGUUUUUUUCAUGUUGAUGGUUAAAUUACCGGCUGGAGUUGAUCCGACCUGGUAAAAUAACCCAUAAAAGUGCAGAUGCAGGUGUGGAUGAAGCAAGAUUUUAUUUAUUUUUUUGAUUGUGGUUUUUUCAGUCUCCAAAGCUCCAACAUAAUGAGUAAUGAUGAAUAUCUGAAUGUUUAACAAUGCAGGGAGGGUGAAACAGCUUCCAAAAAUGCAUAUACAGUAGAAAUCCACAGCUCGGCAACUGGACAGCAGACAUUAUCUAAGCUAAAUUUGCUCCAUAGUAUGGUUUAAAACAAUAAAUACUUCUUAUCAUAAUUAGGAAAUUACAAACUCAAAAUUUAAGACCCUAAAGAGUUUAUCUUCAGGAUUCCACUCAGUACAUGCACAGUUUAAUCGAGCUAAGGCCUUAGUCUGACUAAGACAGCCAAUCGGACUAUUGACCGUGUACGCCUGACUCCCCUCUGUAGGUGGCGCUGUAUCUCUCUAUAAGCUACUGCGUAUUGAAUCAGUUUCCCGUUGAGCUUUACGUCACAGAAAAACUGUGCGAUGCCAUCGUGCUGUGGUUCUAAACGAUAAAUCUCGUCUCUCAAUCGGUCCAAAAGUGUCUUCUCCGUAUUUUUCGCUCUCACCAAUAACGUCGCGUUGUUUGUUCUUUUUACGGCAGCAGUACUGGAGUUUAUACGUCGUCUCCUUCUACGUAAAACCAUAGAGGAAAGUUUGGUGCUGAACGCCAAAGUCUCACUUCAGCCUGACUAAGCCCAUACGUACAGGAGUAAUCAGACUAUGAAUCACACUAUCCAGGUAUGUUAGUCCGACUAAGACUGGCUCGGUUUUAGCCGGACUAAUGUGUUUAUAUGACAUUAAGAAAACCAAAAUGACUGUCUUAGUCCGACUAAAAUCAGACUUCUUACAUGUAUGUAAACACACUGAAUUACAGCUGCUUUCAUUUAAACUCACAGCUGAGAUGUGUUUGUCCCCUAUAAUAUCCCAAAUUACAAAAUUCAUUGUAAAAGAGUCAAAAUAUGUGGGUCCAUCCCUCGAAAUGUUUCACUCUUCGAUUGUAGUUACAAAAUGUUCUGUUUUUUGUAUGUAUGACAAUCAUGUGUUUAUAUUUAAUCAUAACUGGCUCUGGUGAAGGGGCUGUUUUUUUUUCAUAUUCUUAUAUUAUUAUUAUUGUUCACACUGUUGCAUUUUUUUUUUUACCCCGUUGUUUUUUGUUUUUUUAUUUGCUGAUUUCCUCUUGGAUCCAUGACUGUACAGGGACAGCAACAGUGUCUCCAGUAUCAAAGUUUUCUUUGUACGUCUGCUUUUUCAUGUCUAUUUUUGAUCAAAGGGAACAACAUCUGCAUGCUGCAUGGACCUACAGGGGGAAAAACAAAUGCUCUUUUCUUGUUUUGCAAGAAGAGUCGUGCCACCAUCAAGAGUAUUUGGCUUUUUGACCCGCUUACAUAGUGCAAUGUCAGACAGUCGUGUUUUAUGGCCCCGCCAACAAACAAAAAAAUUAUCAUGAAAGGGAAAUUAACUGUGAUGGCUUUGCUCUUUUGUCUGUAAAUUAAUUUUCCAAAGUGAAUUAAUAUUUAGUUUCCUGUGGAGUAAUGUGUUCGCCGUGUUUGCCAGCAGGCUGCUGUUGAUAGAUGGACAGAAAGGGAACAAGACAAUCAUUUGGGAUCCAUUAUAUCGGAGAGUGACUCAGCGAGCUUUCAGUUAUGAGGCUCGGCUCUGUCGUCUCAUCGCUCAGCUUCAUCCCGAGUCUGUGAUGUACUCGACAGAAACUGCACUGCAGAUAGUUUGUUUAUGCUUUGCUCGCGUGUCGUGUGCAGAGGUUGAAAACUGGUCCACUUUCCAAGCGAGCGUGAGCCAAUCAGGCAGCAUUUUAGCAACAUUAGCACCUCUGUCAGAUCGACUGUCGUUCAGGUGCAGCAACAGUGCUAACCACUAAGCCACCGUACCACCCAGACUGUAGAAAAGCUAGCUAACUUUUACUGAAGUCUGCCAUGACGGCAACUGCUCCACUAACGUUAGAAAGCCACCAACAGCACCAAACAUCAAGAAUUUACAAUGAAUUCUAUGUGUUUACUUUUAAAGUUUGGGUCUGUAACUGUGAAUAAAAGCUAACGGUAGCAGGUUUUCGACUCUUGCUACAAAGUAGGACUUGACACAGACGUUCAGCAACACUUGGGUCUGUACGUGAUGGGAAAGCUAAUGGAAGCUUAACAGACUACAACGAAAACACCAAUAUUUGUAGUUUAAAUGUUGACCGUUUCUCUGCCACGACUGGCUAACUACUGAACUUCAUACAGUGGCUACUGUCUUCUCUUCAGCAGUGUUUGACUCUGUGGCUUGUCGUGAAGAGUUUGUGACCUCGUGCUGCAUGGCAGGAAUCAUUCCGCGUAAUCUGAGUGAAAUUAUUCGUCCUACUUAUGUAAAGUAUUUUGAGGUUUGCAGACACCACUUUUUUAUUUUGAUGUAUUGAGGGCUACAGUACCGGGAAACAAAUACAAACAUUAAAGGAAGCUUUAAUGGCGUUCCUUAAUAAUCCUGAGAUACACUAUAUGGACAAAAGUAUUGGGACACCUGACUUUUACACCAACAGGAAUUGUAAUGA
Molecule: messenger RNA, 6410 nt
Organism: Solea solea (common sole)
Lineage: Eukaryota; Metazoa; Chordata; Actinopteri; Pleuronectiformes; Soleidae
Gene: pvrl2l
Product: PVR cell adhesion molecule related 2 like
Exons: 10
Coding region: 369-1829 (486 amino acids)
Source: RefSeq, a predicted model, not a curated record